Molecule: messenger RNA, 2574 nt
Organism: Capsicum annuum
Lineage: Eukaryota; Viridiplantae; Streptophyta; Magnoliopsida; Solanales; Solanaceae
Product: pentatricopeptide repeat-containing protein At1g80550, mitochondrial
Exons: 4
Coding region: 688-2109 (473 amino acids)
Molecular function (GO): protein binding
Source: RefSeq, a predicted model, not a curated record
AGGAAGCAAAUAAUAAGAAUAAACAUAUGUCAGGGAUCAAAAUGAAAAAAACACUAAUAGUAGCAGAAGUAGAGUGUUCUCCAGAAAACAGCUCUCUUUGAUUUGCAGUUUGCUGAGGAAUCUCCAACAGCUUCUCCUCCACUUUGUGGAUCAAUGAUCCACAUAUCUUUGGAGUUGUACAUUCAAGGCUCAAUCAAGGAGCCUCUCCAAGAAGAGAGAUACACCCCUCUCAAGCUUGCUGUGCUUCAUGGUAGUGUCAGAGUCCAUAGGAGACUAUAUCUGGCUUAAGCAUACUUAAAUGGUGGCCAGAAUUUUCAUGAUCUGGGAGGUCUGUCCCACUCAAGAAGAUUUGAUGAAACGAUCCGAUCUUUCAGACUAAGAUUCGAAUUGUAGGCCUGUGGUACUGGGGCUCAUAAACCUUGGCUUCUUAUCGAGAGGCCCUGAUCAGUUAGUUUUGGGGGCUGACGCUGAUAAUCGGAAUUGACCAUCAAUACCAUCGAUGCGCAAUAUAAGAUGGUCCAACACACCGUUACUGCUGCUGCCAUUGUCCAUUCAACUUCACAUGGAUGUAUUUUUUCAGACUACUCUUACUAAAGAAGACAAUCAUUAACUCCUGCAGUCCUGUGAACAACCCCACCACAUAGUUACUGCAGAUUAUAUUCGAAAACCAGUUCCUACUCUUCUAGAAUGCUUUCGUCAGUUAUUUCUCGAUAUUCAGCUUUCUUACCUUCUUCUUUGUGUCUUGUCCAAUUUGAAAAUUUGCUUCACCGUCACUGUUAUCACUCCACGCCUUCCAAACCCUUAAAUCCCACUUCCAUUCCCAGCUAUGAUGACCCAAAUUCAUCCCCACUUCUCAAUCUUUCCGCCAGUUCUAAUAGGGCUUUCUCUGAACCCCUAAACCCCACCAUCGUGCUGGAAACACUCUCUUGUUACAACAAUGACUGGAGAAAAGCUUUAGAGUUCUUCAACUGGGCCGAGACGCAAUGUGGCUUCCAUCACACCAGCCAAACUUGCAACCAGCUUAUUGACAUUCUGGGCAAGUUCUUUGAAUUUGAUGCAGCUUGGAAUUUGAUUGAGAAAAUGAGAAGUGUAUCCUCCAUGCCUGACCACACCACUUUCCGAGUGUUGUUCAAACGUUAUGUGUCUGCUCAUAUGGUAAAAGAAGCAAUUGAUAUGUUUGAUAAGAUGGAGGAGUUUAAUCUAAAAGAUCAAGUUUCAUUUUCAAAUUUAAUUGAUGCUUUAUGUGAGUAUAAGCAUGUGAUAGAGGCCGAGGACUUGUGCUUCCCUAAGAACAAGAAUGAUGGGAAGUAUUCAUGUUUUAAGGUGGACACAAAAAUAUGUAAUAUGCUUCUUCGUGGGUGGUUCAAGAUGAGUUGGUGGGGUAAAUGUAGACAGUUUUGGGAAGAGAUGGAUACAAGGGGUGUGGAAAAGGAUCUGUAUUCGUACUCUAUUUACAUGGAUGUACAGUGCAAAAGCGGAAAGCCAUGGAAAGCUGUAAAAUUAUACAAAGAAAUGAAGAAGAAAGGAAUUGACUUGGAUGUAAUCGCUUAUAAUACUGUCAUCCGUGCUAUUGGGAUUUCAGAUGGGGUUGAUGUAGCAGCUAAGCUCUGUCAAGAGAUGAUUGAGUUGGGAUGCAAACCAAAUGUUUCUACGUACAACACACUCAUCAAGCUUAUGUGUGAAAAUGGGAGGUAUAAAGAAGCGUAUAAAGUUCUUAAUCAAAUGCCUCACAGGGGUUGCGAGCCUAAUGUCAUUACAUACAACAGCGUCUUUAGUUGCCUUGAAAAGCCGAGAGAGAUUCUCAAGUUGUUUGAUAGAAUGAUUGAAAAUGGAGUGCGACCUAGGAUGGACACCUAUGUCAUGCUUAUGAGGAAAUUUGGAAGAUGGGGAUUUCUUCGACCGGUCUUUAUUCUUUGGGAAAAGAUGGAAAAACAGGGAUUGAGUCCAGACGCGUCUGCUUACAAUGCACUAAUCGAUGCCUUGGUGCAAAAGGGUAUGGUUGAUAUGGCACGCAAAUAUGAUGAAGAGAUGUUAGGGAAGGGCCUUUCAGCUAAGCCGAGGGUAGAACUGGGGACAAAGUUGACUAGUUCUGACUGUGAAGGCAGCUGAGGUUGUUAUGGUUGCACAUGAGACAGCAUAGUUGAGAUGUAAAAAACCUCAUCUUAAACUUCAACUUCAACUGUUCUUUGUCAUCCUUGUGCUUGGUGGCAGCAGGUGAUCCUCUUCUUGUACGUGUCUACAAAGUACGGAAAGUGAUGCCUCAUCAACUAGCAUUCUACGAAGAUACCAGAAUGCAUACACAUGUUCAUGGUUGGAUUGUAUCAGGUCUUGGGCAUCUAAAUCCGACAAGCCUGCUGUCGACCUCAAUUUUUCCUUAAAACUAAUUAACAAAUCAUUUAACUUAAAUGGCAGAGUGUAUUGUUGUGUACAUCAAAUAUAUUAAGUACUUGAAGGGGGCACUGGGAUGUCUUUUAUUUUUUUCAGUUGUAUUUCUUAGUUUGGUGAUAAAUAAAUUAAUUAAGUGAACUAAUAAACAAGUUUAGACAUAUAAUAUAUAUAAUUUUUUUAUUUAAC